CGAGCCACCUAACGGCGCAAAGAUGGCGAAAAAUAUGACUCUGUCAAUAAAUGUAGAGUUCUUUCCCACCCAACAUGUCCUUCUUCAUGAAGUUCCUUAAUGAGUUGAAGCCUUAAACUACGUUCUAGCACACAUAAACGUCGAUCAUGAAAUACAAACCCAUCUUGCAAAACGAAGUCAGAGCGAAUUCCGGCUUCUAAAUCAGUCCAAAUAUGUCCAAAAUACAGUUCAUGAGGAUAAAGAUCACUUAACACGACAAAGCCGGGAACAGUAACUUGUAACGUCGCAAGAAGAUGACUUCGGCGGCUCAAAGCAUCAUCUACUUUAUUCAUACGACCCGAAUGGUGUUUAAUGACGAAAGUAAACUGUUGUAAGAAAGCAAACCAUGAUGCAUGACGAGCAGAAAUUUUUUAAAGAGAUGGUGCAUCUUCCAUGGGAGUUGAUUGAAGAGAUACUCUCUCGUGUCCCACCUAAAUGUCUUGUUCGCUUCAGAACCGUAUCGAAACAAUGGAACACUCUUUUCGACGACAAGACGUUCAUCAACAACCACAAGAUGACGUUUCGAUUCAUCCUAGCAACCAAAUACAGGAUUUAUUCGGUAAGCAUCGAUCCCGUAAUUGUUGUGGUACGUGACAUAACCUUAGGUACUCCCGGGUUAGCUUUCAAACUUAAAAACUUGGUUGAUUGCAAUGGGUUGUUGCUAUGUGGCAAGAAUAAUGGAGCCGUUGUUUGGAACCCUUGGUUGGGGCAAAGUAGAUGGAUCGAGCCGAGUUUAAAACAUUCUCGUAUGAAUUUCGAAGGUAUAGGAUACGACAAUAAGACUUACAAGAUCGCUGCUUCGUCCCCUGGGAUCAAAUAUCCCAAUCUUGACUUGUGGACAAUCUAUGAAUUUGCCUCUGAUGUGUGGAUAGACCACGACCCAGAACCUGGUAAUGGCGGUAGCAUAUACAUUGAAAGUGUUGUAUCGUUGAAUGGAACUUUGUAUUGGGUUUGUUCUCAUUACGAGACCGAUCCCUUGUGCUACCACAUUAGAAAAUUCGACUUUUCCAGCGGAUUAUUCAUAAGAUUUUGUGAUCUACCAUGCGGGAGAAACCAUGAUGGGGAUGCUCUUGUCCUUGGGAUCUUUAGGGGAGAUCGGUUUUCGUUGCUAAAGCAAUGCAUGGUAACAAAGAAGAUUGAUAUUUGGGUGACCGAGAACAAGAUUAAUGAAAAUGGUGCGGAUGUGGUUUGGAUGAAUUUCAUGAACUUUUCAAGUCCUAACUUGCCGGAUUUAUACUCUAAGCCAAGUUACUUCAUCGAAGAUAAAAGGCUCGUGGUGUGCUCUUGCGACGACACUGGUCGUGCUUGGAUCUAUAUAUUGGGGGAUAAUAAGUUGAUCAGUAAAUUUCAUAUAUAUUGUGUGGUUGAUCCUUGCCUUUUGCACUGUACCUUUAUUCCCAGUUUGGUACCGGUUCCUUGAGGCCGAAGAGAAGAACUGGCAGAACUACAAGUUUAGUUUUAUUACAUUUUUUGGCUUCUUGUUUGGUACGUUAUAGAGAAGCUAAAUUUGAUUUGAAUCUCGGUGUUUUUAUUCAUUACCAUC
Molecule: messenger RNA, 1582 nt
Organism: Arabidopsis lyrata subsp. lyrata
Lineage: Eukaryota; Viridiplantae; Streptophyta; Magnoliopsida; Brassicales; Brassicaceae
Product: F-box protein At2g14710
Exons: 2
Coding region: 386-1459 (357 amino acids)
Molecular function (GO): protein binding
Source: RefSeq, a predicted model, not a curated record